This is a messenger RNA of Arthroderma uncinatum, 813 nucleotides long. RefSeq lists its product as uncharacterized. Gene Ontology annotation, molecular function: ATP binding; protein serine/threonine kinase activity. The coding region runs from base 1 to 813 and encodes 270 amino acids. The transcript has a single exon. Lineage: Eukaryota; Fungi; Ascomycota; Eurotiomycetes; Onygenales; Arthrodermataceae. The record is from RefSeq and is a predicted model, not a curated record. Gene Ontology annotation, biological process: intracellular signal transduction; protein phosphorylation.
AUGUGCUUCUUUGGCUCAGACGACGACAAUAUGCCUCCGCCGCGUUAUAUCGACCCCCCUGAAGGAGCCAAAUUCGUUACCUCUGGAGGCUCAGGCUUGCUGUAUGCCUACCCCAACAAUACCACUGAGAUCAUAAAGAUCUGCUCUCAUGACCCCGACUCUAUUCGCAAUAUUGAGAUCGAGAAGAUUAUCCAUCAAAACAUCAUGAGCGCUGGGUCCCACCCUCAUGUUGUCAAGUGUAUCAAAGUCCUCGCCAAUGGAGUUGUCCUCGAACGUGCUAAGCAUGGGGAUCUACGUGACUACUUCAGGCAAGGAGGUACUGCAACCAUGGCUGAGCGUAUCAAAUGGUGCAGAGAUCUAGCCAGCGCUGUCGACUUCAUCCAUGGGCUUCACAUUCGUCAUGCUGAUAUCUGUGGUAAAAACAUCUUACUCGACGCCAACCGCAAUAUCAAGCUGUGUGAUUUUGCCGGUUCUUCCUUCUGUGGCACCUCUCCAUCUGUCUCAGCUGAACUUGGCUUUGCCCAUCCAAACCAGGACCAAGCCCGUCGCGCCACCAUCAUCGUUGAACUCCACUCUUUGGGAUCGACCAUGUAUGAGAUUCUCACUUCAACUCGUCCCUUCGAUUUUGAAGAACGUCCUGCUGUCGUCUCCCAGUUGCUCUACCAUGGAGUCUACCCUUCUGUCGACCAAAUCCCCCUUGGAGAUAUUAUCAUGUCGUGCUGGAAAGGAAAAUACCCUUGCGUCUUGCAAGUCGAGCAUGCGAUUCAGGAUGCUAUCGAGCACGGUUCGCUUACCCCUAUCUAUAACUCCUGA